GAGAGAGAGAGAGAGAGAGAGAGUGGCCAACGGAGAUCACUGAAAUAAAACCAGAGCUCACUUCUCAGCCUCACCCGCCGCCCUCUCUAUCCUACCGCCGCCGAUAAUGCCUGUCUCCGAUGACGUCCAAUCUACGGCGCUCGCGCAACUCUCCGACGACGACGAAGACCCCGAAGAGCUCGAACAAGUGGACCAGGAGCUCGAAGAACAGAGGGACGAAGUUGACAUGGAUAUCUCAAAUUCGCCGAUUCAUGUUCACCCUAGAGAUGAGAGACAAAAAGAUACAAAGUAUGAGGGACUGGGCGGGCACUUGGGACCAGGCUCUUCUACUCGGGGGAAAGCUGAAGCAGGGCCGCCAUCUAACGUUCUUGAUGUGGAAGAAAGUACGAGUAAUUCCAAUUUUUGUGGUACUUCAAAUGAGGCAUUACGGUUGAAGUCUCAUAAUUUUUUUGCUCGUGCUGGAGACUAUAGAAGCCAAGAAUUUGCUAGAAAUGAUGCUGGGAUUCUUUCAGGAAAGAAAACAUCUACACGCCUUACUGAUUCACAUGCUAAUGCCAAGGGUGUUAUCAAUUCAGAUGAUGAGAUAAAACACGUUUUACAGCCCACAAAUGAUGGAAAGCAAAUAGAAUCAAGGUUGUCCGGAUCAGCUGCUUCUAAUAGAGGGACACAUAUAAGGUCUCCUGUUGCUGAGACUAGUGAUCCAAACAAGCGCCCAGCAAUUGUAUGCGACUUUUAUGCAAAAGGUUGGUGCAUUAGAGGUGCUUCAUGUAGGUUCAUACAUACCAAAGAUAGUCCAAUGAAUAGUUAUCCACAUCCUGAAGGAGAUGUUGCUUCUGCAAGCUGCAGUAAAGAAGUCAGGGGUGAUGAAGGUCUGAGAGACAUACCUGAGAGAUCAAGAUUGCCUGCUUUUCAUGACCCACUAGCUUCUUCCAGCGGAAAUAGUUUUCCGUUUUCCUUGAAUCAAGGAAUCUUAAGAAACCAUCAGCUUCAAUCAGUUCAACGUGAGGAAUCAAAUGUGGGUGAUUCCUCUGAUGUGCAGAAAUUGCACUUACCCAAAGAUGAUCUAGCAUUUCUCACCUCCUACAAGGGUGAUUCCUCUGAUGUGCAGAAAUUGCACUUGCGUACAGAUGAUCUAGCAUUUCUUACUUCCUAUAAGGAUGUGGAAAAGGAGGGUCGGAUACGAAAUUGGCUUGCUGAUGAUUAUAACAAGUCACCUAAUAAAAAAGGCAGGUAUGCUACAGGAAAUACCUCUUCUCAUUCGAGCAGUUUGGAGGACCUGACUGGAGUUCGGAUACAACGUGUGCACGGUGAUCAUACUUCACCACUUGUGAGCCAUUCACUAAACUCAAAUACUGUUAAAGCUACUGGCUUGUUCCCCAGUGGCCGUACUUCAAAUUGUACUGGAUUUUCAUUGCGUGCAAGUUAUUCCAGUUUAGAUGCAAAUCCUCUGAGUUCUAAAAAGCUCUUAGGCAGCAAUAGGGAUUAUAAUGCUUAUACUAGACCAUCUGCCUUUCUGAAAAGCUCUUCUCCCUUCACUAAUUCUGAACUGAAUAAUUAUCCCCCAACCGGCGUCUCACAAAUUUCUUCAAACAAAUGGGAGCCAUCAGAACCCUUCCGGCCAUCUUUAAUCCUUCCUUCUGCUUUUCCUUCGUUUUCACCAAAGCAGUAUGACCCUCUUCGUGGUAGCAUUGAGUUACCCAAGUUACUGAAAAACUCCUUUGAAGCUUCUUUUCACUCUGAUGGGGCAAUCAUUGGGAAAAAACUGCAUCCGAAAGUACUUGCUGAAACUGGCAGUGGGACUCUCCAUCCAGCUUGUGAUGCUGAUACGAACUCUAUGUCUUCACAUAAUGAGAAGGUAUUAGAUAACAGCUGCUAUACACGUGACCCUAAUUCACCUGUAAAUGAAGCAGAGACAGUGGGAACUUCUGUUGUCUACCAAAAUGGAACCUUGACUAAAGACGAGAAUCCCUUGGGCCACUCUCAAGUCAAAGGUAGUACAAAUUUAAACAGAAUCAGUAUGCAUGGUGAUUCUAGACGUCACAGUGAUGGUUCUAGUCACCAAAGGGACAUUAAAGUAGAUAGAUGUAGAGAAACUAAUGAAGAAGAAGUUGGGCAUUUAACAGAUGGGGAUGUACAACAAGAGUCAAAAGAAAUGAGGCAAUUCCGGGGUGCUCUUAUAGAAUUAGUGAAAGAGUUGUUGAAACCAAAAUGGCGUGAAGGUACUCUCAGCAAGGAUGCACACAAUAAGAUAGUUAAGAAAGCAGUAGACAAGAUUAUCAGUGCUUUUCAGCCCCAACAAAUCCCACCAACCAUAGAAGCAGUUACGCAAUACUUGUCUGCUUGCCGUCCAAAAAUAUCAAAGCUUGUUGAGGGAUAUAUUGAAAGAUAUGGCAAAACCUGAGAUAUUAGGCCAAGUGCGUUUUCUUUUGCACAGUUUCAUACUCAUCUUACUAACUUGAGAUGGACAGUUUGUGGAGAUCCUUUUUUUAUGUAUUAUUUAAUGAAACAUAAGUAGAACUGAAUUACUGUGGAAAGUUAGUUUUCUUAAAAAGAAGCAUUGCUGAUA
Argentina anserina (silverweed cinquefoil) is the source of this 2566-nucleotide messenger RNA. Its product is annotated as protein FRIGIDA-ESSENTIAL 1. Lineage: Eukaryota; Viridiplantae; Streptophyta; Magnoliopsida; Rosales; Rosaceae. The transcript is spliced from 6 exons. The record is from RefSeq and is a predicted model, not a curated record. Bases 107 to 2401 code for a protein of 764 amino acids. Gene Ontology annotation, molecular function: metal ion binding.